Molecule: messenger RNA, 1544 nt
Organism: Melampsora larici-populina 98AG31
Lineage: Eukaryota; Fungi; Basidiomycota; Pucciniomycetes; Pucciniales; Melampsoraceae
Exons: 2
Coding region: 22-1089 (355 amino acids)
Source: RefSeq, a predicted model, not a curated record
CACCAACAAACCGCUUAAAUCAUGUCAACUUUCUCAUUCAGCGAUCGAUUCAGACCUUUCAUCAAUUCAUGUUUACCUUGUUUGAGUUCUUCUUCAUCAAACUCAACUCAUCAUCAUCAAUCAUCUUCAAUUUACUUUCCUGAUUCAGAUCAUCAACCGCUACUCAAUCACAAUCAUCAUCAACAAGAAAUCAGUUUACAUUCAAAUCUUCAUCAAUUCGAUCAAGAUCUCGAUGAUUUCUUUAAUCAAUCAUCAAAACCUUUAUCUACUCUACAAUCCAUCUCAUCAUGGAUCUCAUCUCGUCUUUGGUUCAAACAUCAAAUUCAUUCAAAUUCAGAUUUAUAUCAAUCUCAAUCUCAUCACAGAAGACCAAGUGAAUCGGAUGCAAGAGUACUAGGAGAUCUUUCAUUCUUAGUUUCACCUCAACAUCGAAAACCUUCUCGAGAUCCUAUCGAUCAACUUCGACCAGUUUAUCCUCAAACCACAAUGUCUCUCACUACGCCUACUGACGAUCAAUUACGUCAAGAAGAAGAAGCUUUAGCAGCUAUUGAAGAAGAAGAGUAUCGAUUGGCUCGUAAGCGUGCCAAGAAGAAAGCUAAAGCACUCGGAUUACUUUCUCAUUCUAAUUCAUCUCAAUAUUCAUCUAGUCAAGGAUCAAGCCAACUACGUUCUUCUAAACCAGAUCGAUCAAAAACUCAAUCUCGUUUACGUCCUCAUUCACCCAACACUCGGUCUAGUCAAUCCUCUAGAUCUUCUGAUUUCUCAGACUGUGAUCUCUUUAGUAAUCCUACCAUCAUCAGUACCAAUACCGAUGCUUCUGUACCCAACACACUUACUCCUGAGAUCAUCGAAUCGAUUCGUAAUACAUUUGGAGCCGAUGCAGAAGAGUUGUAUGGUCAACAACUAACAUUGGUUCAAAUCGAACAAAUCUAUCAUCAUCUUGAAUCGAAACGGAAUCUUGAGGUCUUUCAAUCUGCUCAACCUCAAUCUAAUGCUUUGGAAAAGAAAUCUCGUUCAAAGAGUCAUCGAGGACGACCUACUUCAAGUCUUAAUGGAGAUUGUAAGGUUAAUGGAAGAGAUAUGAAAUGAAUGGAAACACGAAAUAAGAAUCUUUAUAGGAAAAGAGUUGAUAUCAUCGAUUUACUUGGUUUCAAGAUUUCCUUUGCUUUCAAGCCAUUUCAUUUUUCAUUUUCUUUAUGUUUUCAUUUUCAAUCGUUUUCUUCUUGAAUAAUCUGUGUAAUUCUUUGAUAUGUUUAUUUACCUAUUUGGAUUUUUACUAUAACCCUCAAGUUUCGAUUUUGUUUUAAUUAUUAGUGUCAAUUUUGUUUUAAUUAUUAUCGUUUCGAGUUUGUUCUAAUGAUUUGAUUACUUUAAGACCCUAUGCAUUAAAUACAAUCAAACAUGUAUAGUUUUUUCAUCAAUAGCUUAUUUUGAAGUAAAUCAACUUGAUCAUUUUUCAUAAUUGUUAGUUUGAUUUUGAUCUUAUUACUUCUUUUCGAAUAUGUACAAUUAAUUUUUCUUUUGGUCAGUGUUGCUGAGACACG